Molecule: messenger RNA, 217 nt
Organism: Suricata suricatta (meerkat)
Lineage: Eukaryota; Metazoa; Chordata; Mammalia; Carnivora; Herpestidae
Gene: HEPN1
Product: hepatocellular carcinoma, down-regulated 1
Exons: 1
Source: RefSeq, a predicted model, not a curated record
GGAGCUUGGGGAGAGGCCAGGGAUGAAAGGACCCCGACAGGCAUCAGGGAGAGAGGCUAGAAUCCAGAGGUCCUCAUUCUCUUUCAGUGUUUUAAUUGCCCUCACUCCUCACACAGUAGAUUAUUGUCUCUCUUGCACACUGUUCAAGAGGCAGUGACAUGGGCAUGGCCUGAUGACACUGUGGCCCAACCUCUCUAUAUUCUGUUUGGGUGCUUAG